This is a messenger RNA of Mya arenaria, 3737 nucleotides long. RefSeq names its product complement C2-like. The coding region runs from base 64 to 1677 and encodes 537 amino acids. NCBI's taxonomy places the organism in Eukaryota, Metazoa, Mollusca, Bivalvia, Myida, Myidae. The record is from RefSeq and is a predicted model, not a curated record. Gene Ontology annotation, cellular component: extracellular region. Gene Ontology annotation, molecular function: serine-type endopeptidase activity. Gene Ontology annotation, biological process: complement activation; proteolysis. The transcript is spliced from 12 exons.
AUAAGGACCUAGCUGUAAUGUAACAUCCAUAGAUCUCAAAUAUAUCGGAGUUGAAAUCCAACAAUGUCACGGCUAUUACUCUGUGUCGUUUUUUCUGGAUUUCUUGUCGUCACCAUCUGCGAAGGGAGUCUCAGCGUCGAUAACCGAGGCCUGGACAUCAUCUUUGCUGUCGAUACCUCGUCCAGUAUUGGGUCAGAAUCGCUCGACUUUGCAAAACGAUUUAUGUCAAUCCUAGUCCAAAAAUAUGGCGUGUCUGCAGAUAGAGAAGGAGGCAAAAAUGGUACCCGGUUCGCUAUUUUAACGUUUGCAAGCACCGCAAAUCUACAUCUUCAAAUUGAUGACAAGAAUGUGCGCACGGUGGACUCAACCAUUGCCAAAAUCAACGAAAUAACGACAACUGGGGGUGGCACAUCUUUUUCAAGUGUUCUAAACACCAUCAUCAUACGAAUCCAUCUCAGUAAGAUAGUCGGUAGUCAACGAGCAGGUCAUGGAACUAACAAAGCUCUAUUCCUGAUCACCGACGGUGAGCAGACGGUUAAAGAACGCGACAGUCUAAAUCAUAAAUUGAUUCUUUUGAAGGAAGAAGGAUACGAGCUCUUCACGGUUGGAAUUGGAAGGAACAUUAACAAACUCAUGCUGAAGGAAAUAGCCAGCGAGCCAACAAAAGAUCACAUUUUCCUGAUAAGAAAAUUCAAUGAUCUGAAAUAUAUAGGAGACAUACUUUCAUCUACUUUCAACGAUUACGGAAAAUGUGGAAUUUCGGGGAGCACAGAAAUAACAGAAGGCACGGACAAUAGUAAGAAGGGGGCGUGGCCUUGGGUUGGCUGGUUAAGUGCUCACAGCAAGACAUGUGGGGGCGUUCUACUUUGUGCACGAUAUUUCAUGACGUCAGCCAGAUGCGUGUCGGACGUUAGCGAAACAGGACAAGUGAUUCCCUACACUCGAAACGGGAUAACCGUGAACCUCGGGGAUUCGCGGUUGUAUCAAGGUGAUGACGAGCAGGUGAUGCCAAUUGUCAAGGGUGUCAAUAUUCACCCGAACUACACUGGCGUCCCUAACGAGCAUGACAUCCGAGAUUAUGAUGUGGCUAUCCUCGAUUUUGGAGAGGACGAUAGAACACAACCACCUCUAAACAAGUUUAUCAAACCGAUAUGCUUUCCGUUUAGAAAAUUAUGCAGGUACUCGCUCGAGAGGUUGAAGUCUUCGAAAGUGCUGGAUGGCGAGGCCCAUGGGUUCACAGUCGGCUGGGGUCUCUCCCCGUCUUUUACCCGACAGCUACCCUGGGUAAAACAGAAGCAGAACCGACGGGAAAUCCAAUCUGACUUCAUAUGUGGGCGUCAGUACCCAGACCUGGAUACUGACAGAUACUUCUGUGUCGGAAAUAUAAGAAAGGAAGGCGAUUCCUGUAGAGGUGAUAUUGGUGGCGCGUACAUGGCCGAACUUAGAGCAAAGCGCUAUAGCGCGUUUGGAAUCGCCCAGAGGACGUACGACUGUCAAGAGCAUCGCCAUUUCAGCAUCUUCCUUGACCUGCAUCACCCUUCAAUUACCGAAUGGGCUCUUCCAAUCCUUGGUCGCUGUAAUCGAUUGGGCAGCGCUGAGGAUGAAGAGAAGGAAGCGGAGAAAGAGCGUGCUCAAAAGAAAACUGAGGAGACGAAUCUUCUUAAAAAAGCGGGGUAAAAAAAUGGCGCGAACGAUCGAAGAAAGACUGAUAAGGCUAACGGUAAGAAGGAAAAUGAGAAAAAAAGGUCGCCGAAAGAAAACGUAAACGAGAUGAAAACUUGAAACACCUGCGCAAAAUCAAUUGUGUUGUAAUAAAUACUGGAAGCGUACGUUUUGUGCUUGAAUGAGAUGUUUUGUAAAACCAUGUUGUACAUAUCUGUAUUAUAAUAAUUAAUUGAUAUGGCGGAUUUCACUUUUAUGUCUAGUAUUUUUAUUUUUAAGACUAUGUUUCAAAACUGGCAUAAAUAUUCACCUGUGAAGAAACACAGGAUAUUUGUUGAUUUCAGUGUAAGAUCGUAAUAGAAAAACACAUAUUCAUGAAAAUAUCUAUGAUCAAGAAUGAAAUAAAGUACGAUCUAACACUGAAAUCAACAUUUUUUUCUGUUGCUAUUAUGCGUUGUUUCAGUGUUUUAUUAGUGUUUUAAUUUAUUUUUCUAAUUACCCCCUUUUUGGAAUACCCCAUUUGCUACUCUGCAACUCAUUGGAGCCCCUCACGCGUAAUUUUAAUCGACGAUGACGUAUAAUGUUUUCCCUUCGCCGGCUGGUUGAUAAAUAGUUCAUCAUUUCUUUGUUUAUUUUUUUUUCUUUUACAGUGUUAAGGUGCAAACAGUUUUUAAAUAUUCAUCUAUAAACUUUCAUAUAUGCUUUGAUGUUCCUAAAACUAACAACAAUAGGUGCAUACAUUCUUUUGAACAGAACAUAAAAACAUUGACCAUAUAACACUUUUCGCCAUUUACUUAAUACAUAUGUGUAAUGUGAAUGUCUAAACAAAACAAAUAUGGAUUAACAUUGGCUUAAACACAUUUUUUCCAAGUUUCAGAGUUUGUUACACGAAUAUGAUUUAUUCAGAAUCGACUUCAGAGGUCAGUCUUAUUCGCUUUUUGACGGCUUGUUUCCAUGAUAGAAUGAAGACAACGCUUCGAUGAUAUGAUUUGAUGAGUGGUGGAGUGUUUAGAGCAUAUGUUAAUUGCUGUGUGAAGUUUCAAGGAAAUUCGUUAAACUUUGUCAGAGACUUCGUAAAGAUAUUGAGUGGAGCAUAGAACAACGAAUUUAUAUUCGAUCAUUUGUUUUCGCCUAAUGUUUUGUACGAAAAGCAUUCAUCUUCAACAAAACGUUUAAUGAACUGGAUAGCCAAUAUCCUUAUAAAUGGCAAGAUGUUUUCAUUUCCAAAAAAUCUUCAUUCAAACAAAUGAAAUAUUUUGUUAAGUUCAAGAUAUCAUUUUGAAAUACCUUACUGGUUCUAGAGUGAGUUUGUCCAUAUUGAUCUAAGGGAAGUAACUGCAAUUGAUUUUAAAGUUAGUUAUUUAAGUUGAUGUUUACUCUACUAGCUUGGCAGUGAAAAUAAUUGUUUUAGUGCAGUUAUUCUACUGGAAUUUUUAUAUUUCACCUAAAAUCAUUAAAGAGAAAUAGGUCAUCCAUGCUUGAUUGUGUUAUUUUUAAGCUUUGCUCAUUGCAUGUAUCGUUUUGCCGCUUAAAAUUGUUCUUCUAGAAUCACAAAUGAUCGAAUUUCUAACUGCAAACCGAUUUUUAUACAUGUAUUUAGUUCGAAUGGUGACUCGAUUUAUAUGUUUUGUCACUCUUUAUAUACUAUCAUCGAAACAAUAGUUUACUUAUCAAAAGUGUCAACUUUGUUUACAUUCUUUAUACUAAAUGAAUUUUAUUUAAUUAAACUCACUUGUGUGGUGUCAAGGAAUUUAUCCAGGACAUCAGAUUUCAAUUUGUUUCUUUAUAGUCUGCAAUUUUGAACUCGGCUCCAGAAUUCAAGCAUGCGUAGUUUGAAGAUGACAUAAAGCUUAGAUGUCCAGAAACGGAAAACACAAGAAAGAGAGAGUAUUUUUGUCCAUCCAGCGAAACACUGCUUCCUACCUGGGAUCAUGACUGUUGUCUGUUGUGAAGCUAACUUUGACUGCCAAAGGGGCGUCAUAUUAGAUAAAUAAUAUUGCCAAAGAACUGUGUUUGUCCGUUUGUGUAAAGAUAUAACUACUAGUAUUCAGUUCCAAAUACCUUUGCCGAGUAGG